This is a messenger RNA of Mesorhabditis spiculigera, 672 nucleotides long. NCBI's taxonomy places the organism in Eukaryota, Metazoa, Nematoda, Chromadorea, Rhabditida, Rhabditidae. The record is from the annotation of a GenBank genome assembly.
AUGAGCCUUUUCGGGAAGAUCUUUGGCGGCAAGAAGGAACCCCCGGCGCCCUCCACGCAAGAAAGCAUCCAGAAGCUGCGGGAAACCGAGGAGUUGCUGAUCAAGAAGCAGGGAUUCCUUGAGACUAAAAUCAAAGAGGAAGUUGCGACAGCUCUCAAGCAUGGAUCCAAGAACAAGCGAAUGGCCCUCGCUGCUCUUAAUCGAAAAAAAAAGCUCGAGAAAAACUUGAACCAUUUGGACGGCGUGCUGCAGACGAUCGAAUUCCAACGAGAAGCGUUAGAAAAUGCUUCGACCAACGCUGAAGUGCUUCAAGUGAUGGGUGGAGCUAGCAAGGCUUUGAAACAAGCUCACAACAACAUGGACAUCGAUCAGGUUCACGAUCUGAUGGAGGAUAUUGCUGAACAACAAGAGGUGGCCAAUGAAAUAGCCGAAGCCAUUUCCAACCCUGUUGGAUUUGGCCGAGACGUCGAUGAAGAUGAUCUAUUGAAGGAAUUGGAAGAGUUGGAGCAGGAGGAACUUGACAAGCAACUUCUCGACGUACAGCCUACCCCUGCCGCCCCAGUUCGCCUUCCCGAUGUCCCUGCAACUUCCCUCCCCUCCGUUCCGGCCCGAGCUCCCGCCAAGUCUGCGGCCGACAGGGACUUGGACGAACUCGAACAAUGGGCUAACUCU